Messenger RNA from Helicoverpa zea (corn earworm), 3412 nucleotides. Its product is annotated as 6-phosphofructo-2-kinase/fructose-2,6-bisphosphatase-like. The transcript has 9 exons. The coding region runs from base 492 to 2207 and encodes 571 amino acids. Gene Ontology annotation, cellular component: cytosol. Gene Ontology annotation, molecular function: 6-phosphofructo-2-kinase activity; ATP binding; fructose-2,6-bisphosphate 2-phosphatase activity. Gene Ontology annotation, biological process: fructose metabolic process; fructose 2,6-bisphosphate metabolic process. The record is from RefSeq and is a predicted model, not a curated record. NCBI's taxonomy places the organism in Eukaryota, Metazoa, Arthropoda, Insecta, Lepidoptera, Noctuidae.
UCCCGCUGUCGGCUCCCUUCCACACAAUCUUGCCUCGCUUUCGCCACGCUGCGGCCUAACGCCAGUCAACAGUCCACGUUAUCACAGUGCGGCUACGUAAACACUUCUAUUGUGCAUCAAUUAUUGAGAAAACCAACAAUAUUUACCUGCUCCAAACCAUUUAGACGAGUUACAAUGAGCAAAUUAAGAUCCGGUGUGAAAUAGAGACGGGACGAGGCAACGCUAUCGACGUUUUAUUUUGGAACGCUGAACUAAAGAUACGAAACUGUAUAAUUACUGUGUUACGUUUCCUGUGCGAUGUUGGGGGAGAAUUUUAGUUAAAAAGUUGACAUUAGACGUUUUCUGGGACUUAUUGCGAAUGUGUAUUGAAACGUUCAUCGCUAUCCACGGGCGCACUGCUAUGCGCCACGAUUUGGUUCAUUUUAUAAGACACACUUCUUCCGAUCACUACUGCGAAGGAAGAAUUUAGUCAACGAAGCAGAUCGCUAUUGAUGGCGUUACUCAGCAUCCAGGGCGAUUGGUACUUAUAUUUUUGGUUAAUAUACUGCAAAAUCUAUUCAGCCAUUAUAUGGUUGUUCAGCAAUCACUGCCGCGGCACUGAUAAGGUUCGCUCGGUGAUAACGAGUGGAGUUAGCGCACAGUCGCCUGGAGGCCUUCAUAGAGUGCGCACGCGUCGACGAAGAGCGCCGCAGCAGCACCGCGUCAAACACAUCGUUGCUUUAGCAAGAAGACCGUCUCUCAGAAGGAUCGUGAUGGCACCAGGAGCAAGCACCGCCCACACCAUGAUGGAGGACAAAGAGAAAGUACUGCACGGAGCCAUGGCAACUGCAUCGAUGCGGUCUCGCCGCAUCAGCCAGUUUGCGCCUCUGCUUAUCGCGCUGGUGGGACUACCAGCGCGCGGCAAGAGUCAGCUCGCGCAUAGACUAGCCAGGCAUCUCAACUGGAAUGGAGAGAGCACUAAAGUGUUCGACUGUAGCGAGUACCGGCGCCGGCACAUGGCACUGUAUGGCAGCCAUGAUAUUUUCCGAGCUGACAAUGCUCAGGGCUCUGCGAUCCGUCGCCAGAGCGCCCGGGAAGCUGUGCAAGAUGCCGUACUAUGGCUGAAAGAUGGCAACAGUGUCGCUAUAUUUGACGGCACAAACAUCACGCGGGAGCAACGCCGCGAGCUGAGCGAGUACUGCCUCUCCGACAUGGGCUUCAGAAUCCUCUUCAUAGAAUGCGUCUGCGAGGACCAGGAACUCCUCGAAAGAAACAUCAUUGAGAUCCUUCACUACUCCGCAGACUACAAGUCCAUGAGCGAAGUGGAAGCCGUCGAUGACUUGAGGAAGAAGUUGGAGCACUACAUGAGACAGUAUGAGCCUAUUGAUGCGGAGUUGGAGACCAUUAGCUUCGUCCGCAUUGAGAAUGUUGGGGAAACCGUGACGGCACAUAGGGUUGCUGGACAGAAGGAGUCUGGAAUACUGGGAUAUUUGUCCGGGAUGAGGGGCUUGCCUCAGACCUUGUAUUUCACUAGGCACGGUGAAAGCGAGUACAACGUGCUUGGUCGCAUCGGCGGGGACGCAUCUCUGUCACCUCGUGGUCUUCUCUACGCCCGUGCCCUGGCUGAGCACAUGAAUUCCCUUGCCUGCCGCGAUCACAUGACUGUGUGGACCUCCGAGAGAUGGCGCACCAAGCAGACCGCUGCUGACAUUAGGGCUCCAAAAAGAGUCGUCAGGGCAUUGAACGAGUUGGAUGCUGGCAUCUGCGAAGGUCUGACAUACGAAGAGAUGCAAGAGCGUUUCCCCCAAGAGUUCGCAUGGCGUGAUCAGGACAAGCUCCGCUACCGCUACCCUUGGGGCGAGUCCUACAUUGACAUCAUGACGCGUCUGCGACCAGCCCUGUCUGCUCUUGAAGAUGAACAUAACGUAGUUGUAGUCGGUCAUCAAGCAGUGCUGAGGUGCAUGCUCGGAUACUUCCUCGAUGCUAAACUUGAUGAGCUGCCGUACAUGAACGUUCCUCUCCACACGAUCGUGAAGCUGACGUCAUACGGCUACAAGUACAAGGUGGAGAUGAUCAAGCUGCCUGUCGACUGCGUGGAUACUCACCGACAGCAGCCCAAGAACUGCUCAAUAAACCGAACGUCUGCUGACGCUCUGGUGACGGUGCCGUCUCACUACGACACGUUGCCGUCGAACCUGUGGCAGAGCCCCACCGAGGCGCAGCUUUAGGCGCCGCGGCCGGGCAAGCGAGUCCCGCCGCCCACACUACCGUAGCAGCAUUACCUGGGCAACAGCCCCCGGACCCAAGGUCUAACGGUCCACGGACUUGAAAAACCAUGGACUAGGAGAGCACGCCACGCCAAGAUGUUUCGGGAGUCAUCCAGCGAUCUCUAUAAAGAAAGACUGGUGUGAGUGACCCUUCACCGAUGUUUGAAUUUGAAUUAAGAAUGUAUGCACGCCGUACAAUAGCCAAUUUUAUUUUACAGCAUAGAUUAAUUUUAUAAGUCUUAUUAUUUUUUAAGCCAGUGUUGCAAGACACGUUUAUAGAUCUGCUAAGCUCAAUUGAAUUCGUACAAAAUAAAUUAUUAUUGAGAAAAUGAUGAAGCACGCUGUGUGAAUCUUCCAACAUUUUACUAAUAAGACUGAACGAGUGGAAUUCUUCGAAAUCAAUUCAUCUUUACGUACAUAAUAGAUAAUAUUGUGUUCUUGUUUAAAAGUAGGUAUGAAAUAGGCCCCUAGUAUUGUUUAAAGUUAAUCCUAUGUUCAUAAACACUUAACGCUUGCAAUUACUUGAAUACAUAUCUAGCUUUAGUAAUUUCCUUAGAGGACAUCAUUGGAUACAGAGCGUUAAGUUAGUACCCAUCAGUAGUUUAUGAACAAAGGAGCUAGUGUAGAUGGCACUUAAAAAUAAUCAAGUUACGUAUUUUAGAUUCUAUUUAGAAAAAUACUUUCAUUAUUACUAUGGACAUUCAGUUAUCUCUAUAUUCCUUAUUCUAGCUGUAGUUACCAUUAAGCAUACUUAUAAAUGGAAUCACGACUACAUAAUUUAGUAGUUUAUUGUAAUUUCACUUAUCAUUGUGUGAGUCUGUAGCUACUGGUAAGCCGGGAUUUAUUUCGCAAUCUAACGUUUUAUGAAGUUUCGUGCUAUCUUGCUUACUUAAGUUAUAAUUUAACGGUGAAAGUUAGUAUUGUACCUACUUUUAGUUUAAUUUUAAACUCGAAAGUACUUAGAGGGAUAGAUUUGUUGUAAUAUCUUGUAAUGGUACGUAUUCUUAGAAUAAUUUUAGCAUUACGGCGGCGAGUCAAUUAAGCUGGAUUAAACCAGUUUAGAUUGUAUUCUCUAUAGUGAAAAUUAUGACACGGGACGUAUAGAAAAUCAAUUGUCUUUGCAUGUAUUUUUAUAAUAAAAUAAAUAUUAUUACUUAUAAUAAUUA